This is a messenger RNA of Emericellopsis atlantica, 1706 nucleotides long. RefSeq lists its product as uncharacterized. The record is from RefSeq and is a predicted model, not a curated record. Bases 1 to 1698 code for a protein of 565 amino acids. NCBI's taxonomy places the organism in Eukaryota, Fungi, Ascomycota, Sordariomycetes, Hypocreales, Bionectriaceae. The transcript is spliced from 3 exons.
AUGGCUAGCAAACGCAGGCGUGACACCACCACUGCCAUCGAGGAUUUCCGUGCAAUCACCGAGACGACCAAUUUGAAGCCCAUGCUGAGUCUUCGCAGAAAGUACAAAUGGCCAUCAUUGCCACUCACGCACACGGACCGUUGGGAAAUAGAAACUGAGUUGAGAGAAUUGGACACGCUGAUGAGAUAUCAAGAAAUGAAAAUCAAUCUGAAUCGAGCUGGGGAUCCGCGCAACGAGCAUGCUCUAAACCGGGCCCGGAUAAGAGACACCUUGAAUGACGCAAGGUUGAUCAAGAGGUUGAAAAAGUCGCUGUCCACAUACCUUCGCGACGCCCUAGACACCAACGGAGCCCAAGACAUCAACGGCGACCCAGAGGACCCAGGGGCUGCAUUUACCGAGCCUGCCGCCAAAAGGCAGAGAAAAGACCGAACUCCAAAGAGAGCGGGCAAAACACCUACGAAGCGAUCAAACCACGGUAAUCGAGGUCAAAUUCAAGAGACCGACGGGGCGGAAGCUUGCGGACAAGGAGAGUUUCGAAAAUCUCAACACGCUACAGGGAAGGGGUCAGAGACGAGCAAACGCAAGAAGAGAGGCAAGGGAGGAAUAACAUAUCACACAGCGAGACGCGAAACAAUCGCCCUGACGGAGUCGCCCAGGUCUUCGGCGUCGAUUGCCUACUCUUGGCUACCAGAAGGAGAAAGACCGGAUUUCGUCGUCGAGCCCAAGACCGAGCAGCUCGCAACUUCAAGCCCUCAAACCUGGCGCUUCAACAAGAGCGAGGCAGAGUUCGACAUGUCAAGACACGAUCUACCAGGCCAGCCAAUAUUUCAAAGAGCAGCCACCAGUGACGGCGCUACCCAUGUUGCCUCGGGCAAUCACUAUUCAUCGAGCCACGAAGGAUUCUUGGCAAUGUUUCCGGACGGGCAGUGGGCGAGCACGUCUGGUGCCAACGGAAAUCACAGAAAACGGGCAGCUACUGAGCAGGUGUACGACGAUCCAAUACCUAGUGGCGAAACGCGAACAGAACAGCGCAAAGCUUCUGUCAAGAAGGAGAAACUGGCGAUGCCAAUGGUUCUCAUCGACUUGACCGACGAAACAGAAGCCUUUCAACGGCAUGCAUCAGAAAGCAGUAAAGAUGGAGAGGAUUGCGAUGGGGAAGAGAUGCUGCCACAGCAGGGCGCCGAGUUCUUUGAUGAGACAACCAAACGCAAAAAGUUACUCCUUAUCGCACAGCGGCAAAAGGAACGCCUAGAGCUGUGCGAGACCAAUGAGAGGAAUCGAGCGGCCGUGAGCAACAACUUGAACAUCUGUCUCAGGGAAAGCGGACUUCGGGAGACAGAACUCAGGGCAAGGCUAGACAAAGCCAACAAGGAGAUCAGGAUGCUCCACCAGAAGCACACUGCUGCCGAUAGUAUGGGAAGCGAAGCGACUGCCUCAAGGAGAAGUCUCCAGACAGAGCUUGCCCGGCAGAAGAGCGAACACGAAGCUGAGAUGGAGCACUUGCGUGUCGAAAUGGCCAAUCAGAGCAGGGCUUUUGAGGCAGAGCGAUCCGCUUGGAAGAAGAAAAUGGGAUACAAUACACACGCUCUUAACGUUGCCCUACAGGGGAAAGAUCGCGAUGAGUUCAAGCGAUUGCUGCUCAAUUCGUAUGAGCAACAGGUUCAAGAGACCUUGGAAAAUCUAUAUCUCGACCCCUGAAGAGGCAC